Messenger RNA from Opisthocomus hoazin, 307 nucleotides. The record is from RefSeq and is a predicted model, not a curated record. Lineage: Eukaryota; Metazoa; Chordata; Aves; Opisthocomiformes; Opisthocomidae.
CCCGGUACCCCAUACACCCUGGUGCCCCAUAUUCCUGGUACCCCACAUGCCCGGUGCCCCAUAUGGCCCGGUACCCCCUAUUCCCGGUACCCCAUACACCCCGGUACCCUGCAUGCCCGGUGCCCCAUACACCCUGGUGCCCCAUAUUCCCGGUACCCCACAUGCCUGCCACGUCCCCAGCACCUUCCUGCCCGCCCCGCUGCCGGACGAGGGCCCCGACGAGCCCGACGGCACCCACUUCGUCUUCGGAGAGCCCAUCCCGCGGAAGAGGAAGGUGGGAUGGGGUUUGGGAAGAGGAUGGGGCUGA